This is a messenger RNA of Cornus florida, 1569 nucleotides long. RefSeq names its product F-box/kelch-repeat protein At3g06240-like. Gene Ontology annotation, molecular function: protein binding. Lineage: Eukaryota; Viridiplantae; Streptophyta; Magnoliopsida; Cornales; Cornaceae. The transcript is spliced from 3 exons. The record is from RefSeq and is a predicted model, not a curated record.
AUGAUUAAGAAAAGAAAGAGAAAAUGAUCAAUAUAGAGUGUGGCACUUACAUCAUCUCCAUGGGGUUUAAGACCUACAAACCAUAUGAUGACAAUGGAAUCGUCGCUGAACCUACCUCGAGAAAUCGAGGUGGACAUACUCUCAAGACUUCCAGUUAAAUCUCUUUUGAGAUUCAGGUGCGUAUCCAACCAAUAUCGUUCUCUAAUUUCUGAUCCCUAUUUCGUUAAAUUGCAUCUCAAUAGAUCAGAGAACCGCCAGAAAAUCUUUUCCUCUAAUCCACCUCCCCAAUUCAUAGACUACGAAAGGAAAGCACUAGUGAAGUUGGAUUUUCCACGGUGGAGUCGAUAUCACAUCUACCAAUGUAUAAUUGCUUCUUGCAAUGGUUUGAUUUGUUAUGUUGUUGAUGAAUUCAAGGUUGUCAUAUACAACCCUUCCACUAGAGUCUGCAAGGAAUUGCCAGAACCACCCAUUGUUCGUCAACUUAUGGUCUUAACCGUCUUAUGUUAUGGGUUUGCUUUUGACUCCUCUAAAGAUGAUUACAAGAUAGUUUUGGGAGCGGGAACUAUUAAUAAAUAUGAGACUAUCCGAUUCUAUAUGUUUAGUUUUAGACACAAUUCUUGGAGAACAAUACAAGACCUGAGUCGUAGUUAUCAUGAAAGAUUUUUCGUGCCUAGUAAUGGAACCUUCUUGAAUGGAGCUCUUCAUUGGCUACUGAUACCCAGGGUCGGCAUUGAUAUACCAAGGGUAAUUUUUUCUUUCGAUUUAUGUAAGGAGGUAUUUAGUGAGAUGUCCCUAGAUAAUAUUCAGGGCAGAACGGAUUUGUCAUUUGACAUAUUGGGAGCUUUCGAAGGAUGUUUGUAUGCACUUUCUCGCUCAUAUGAUGUUAAUGGAGGAUUGGUUGAGGUGUGGUUGAUGAAAGAAUAUGGCGUGAAGGAAUCUUGGACUAAGUUUAUUACCCUCCCAUAUGACAGGGACAGACCCUUAAGUCACUUCGCACCAUUGUGUUUCUUGAGUAAUGGUAAACUUUUACUGAAGUUUGAUCAAUUGAAAUCAGGAUCCUACAACAUUCUUGACACAAAUUUUGUAUCUUACAAUACUAAAGGAAAUACAUUGACGAAAAUUUUUAAUUGUCCCCAUAUUUCUAGACCGAUUUGGUAUGUGGAGAGUCUGGUCUCACCCAACUGCAUUGAUGGGAAUGAUGAGCAGCCCCAGCACUUGCAGUAACAUUAUGUGGCCGACCCCAUUCGUGUGGAAAAAAUAGCAGUGAUGAUGAUGUUGCUGUGGCUGAUUUACUUUGUGUGUUUCUUCCUUCUCUGGAAAUGGAUGGUUGUUGAAUACUGCGUUGGACGUUAUACAUAGAGACUGAUCUGCAACUAGUGGGCUGAUUUCCUUUUCUUUCUUGUUUUUUCCGUGAAUGGUAUGUUGAAAAUCUGUGUUAGUUAUAUAGUGAAAAUUAGACAAAGAUGAUUAAACCGUUUGAGCUAUGAUUAUUUUGAUGAAAUUUUGUGUAUCUCUUUCUUGUAAUUUUUUGGGAGGUUUUCAUUAUCCUUUUUAUUAUAAAGUUGCUUG